Fundulus heteroclitus (mummichog) is the source of this 2124-nucleotide messenger RNA. RefSeq names its product CDP-diacylglycerol synthase (phosphatidate cytidylyltransferase) 2 (gene cds2). The coding region runs from base 174 to 1532 and encodes 452 amino acids. The record is from RefSeq and is a predicted model, not a curated record. Gene Ontology annotation, molecular function: phosphatidate cytidylyltransferase activity. Lineage: Eukaryota; Metazoa; Chordata; Actinopteri; Cyprinodontiformes; Fundulidae. Gene Ontology annotation, cellular component: endoplasmic reticulum membrane. The transcript has 13 exons.
UUGAAAACCGGAAACUCUCCCUGACGUCGACCUCGCUUUACGAGUGGGAAGGAAAAAAAAAGUGUUGCCGUGCAAACAUUUAGCUGAAACCUUAGCCGAAGUUUAUCGGACCAACAGUCUGCUGCCGGAACCUGCGGACCUCGGCUGUCAGCGUCAGGCGUCCAGCGGCCAAGAUGACAGAGGUGCGGCACCGCGGAGCCAAAGACGGCGAGCCUCCGCUGGAGCAGCAGCCAUCAGAGGACAAGGGCUCAGACAGUGAGCUGAAGGCAGAGAAGGAUGCGGUCUCAGACAACGAGUCCAAGGUGGACUCGGGAGUCCCAGAGGUGCCGGUUUCUGCUGAUGACACCCCCGAGGUUCUCAACAAGGCCCUGUCUGGACUCUCCUCAAGAUGGAAGAACUGGUGGGUACGAGGCAUCCUAACACUAGCCAUGAUCUCCUUCUUCUUCAUCAUCAUCUACCUGGGCCCAAUGGUGCUCAUGAUGAUCGUCCUCUGCGUUCAGAUCAAGUGUUUCCAAGAAAUCAUCACAAUUGGGUACAGCGUGUACCACUCCUACGACCUGCCCUGGUUCAGGACGCUGAGCUGGUACUUCCUGCUGUGUGUGAACUACUUCUUCUACGGCGAGACCGUGACCGACUACUUCUUCACGCUGGUGCAGAGAGAGGAGCCGCUUCGCAUCCUCAGCAAAUACCAUCGCUUCAUCUCCUUCGCGCUCUACCUCACAGGUUUCUGCAUGUUCGUGCUGAGCUUGGUGAAGAAACAUUACCGUCUCCAGUUCUACAUGUUUGGUUGGACCCAUGUGACUCUGCUAAUCGUGGUGACCCAGUCCCACCUCAUCAUUCACAACUUGUUUGAGGGUAUGAUCUGGUUCAUUGUUCCCAUUUCCUGUGUGAUCUGCAACGACAUCAUGGCCUACAUGUUUGGUUUCUUCUUCGGCCGAACACCCCUCAUUAAGCUGUCGCCUAAGAAGACAUGGGAGGGAUUUAUUGGUGGUUUGUUUUCCACCAUUGUGUUUGGCAUCAUGCUGUCCUACGUCAUGGCUGGAGUCCGCUACUUUGUUUGCCCGGUGGAGUUUAACAACGACUCCAACAGCUUCCAGGUGGACUGUGAGCCGUCAGAUCUGUUUCAGCUGCAGGACUACACCCUGCCCGGAGUCCUGGAGUCCGUCACUGGAUGGACCACGGUGCGUCUGUAUCCAUUCCAGAUCCACAGCAUCGCUCUCUCCUCCUUCGCCUCCAUUGUGGGACCCUUUGGUGGCUUUUUUGCCAGCGGCUUCAAGAGAGCAUUUAAGAUCAAGGACUUUGCCAACACUAUCCCAGGUCACGGAGGCAUUAUGGACAGAUUUGACUGCCAGUACCUAAUGGCCACAUUCGUUAACGUCUACAUUGCCAGCUUCAUCAGGGGCCCCAACCCCAGCAAGGUGAUCCAACAGCUCCUGGCCCUCAGACCCGACCAGCAGCUCUACAUCUUCAACUCGCUGAAGGCCCACCUGACGGAGAAAGGCCUGCUGCCAGCCGUGGAGGCUGCCGCUUAGAGCCCGGCCCCCCCGCUCUCCCUGCUCCCCAUUAAAGGUGGUGAAGAGAGGGAGGGGUCAGUGUGUGUAUCUGUGAGCGAGGACACAUCAACGAAAAACCUAGACAAACAUUCAUCUUUGGGUCAUUCCGUUCCAUUUGGGUUGGAGCGUUUUUUUUUUUUUUGUGUCUGUUCUGUGAAUCACGUUUCUGACACCUGUGUUUUCAGCUUGAGUUGGUGGGUUAGCGUUCAGUCAGAGUUGAUUUUUUUUUUCUUUUAUCAACACUUAAAUUUUGGUCAGAUGUCCAUUUCUGCCUGUUUACACAAUAUCAUCGAUAUUACUGGUUCACGUGUGUUUAAUAUUUUACCGUCUGUUGUUUUUAAAUCUAAAGCAGCGCUCUAAACCCGUUAACACAACGUAAUGUUACUGCAGCACCGCGUCACCCUCUCCCGCAAAUGUCUGCUUAGAUUUUCUGUUGAUUGUGAUGACUAUUUAUACAGAGAUGGUUUUUAUAUUCCAAAUGUUCUAUUGUAUCUUAAAGUUGUCUAUUUUAUUCAGGCUGUAAUGUGCAUUUUUGUAUCUGUUUUUGUUAUGAUUUGUUUCCAUCAGUCAU